This is a messenger RNA of Acipenser ruthenus (sterlet), 437 nucleotides long. RefSeq names its product cysteine-rich motor neuron 1 protein-like. The record is from RefSeq and is a predicted model, not a curated record. The transcript is spliced from 2 exons. Lineage: Eukaryota; Metazoa; Chordata; Actinopteri; Acipenseriformes; Acipenseridae. Gene Ontology annotation, molecular function: protein binding. The annotation marks the transcript as partial.
AUGCUGAGCCUGUGGGUGGUGUUGUGUGUUUCAGAAACCAAGCCAGCCUGCAUCUUCCACGGGGUGGAGUACUUUGAUGGGGACAUGUUUCGCAUGGACGCCUGCCGCUUCUGCCGCUGCCAGGGUGGCGUCUCGAUCUGUUUCUCUGCGCAGUGUGGGGUGCUGCACUGCGACAGAUACUAUGUGCCAGAGGGAGAGUGUUGCCCCGUCUGUGAAGAUCCCAUCUACCCUGUGCUCAACUUUGCUGGCUGUUACGUCAACGGACAGAUCUUAGCGCACGGUGACCACUGGAGAGAGGAUGACUGCACUUUCUGCCAGUGUAUCAGUGGGGAUGCCCGCUGUGUGGCGGCAGCGUGUGGCCAUAGCUGUCUGAACCCCGUGGAUGUCCCUGGGGAGUGCUGUCCGGUGUGUGAAGGUAAGAAAUGCUUGGAGAAAGG